Messenger RNA from Pollicipes pollicipes, 1734 nucleotides. Its product is annotated as organellar oligopeptidase A, chloroplastic/mitochondrial. The record is from RefSeq and is a predicted model, not a curated record. The transcript has 14 exons. Gene Ontology annotation, biological process: proteolysis. NCBI's taxonomy places the organism in Eukaryota, Metazoa, Arthropoda, Thecostraca, Pollicipedomorpha, Pollicipedidae. Gene Ontology annotation, molecular function: metalloendopeptidase activity. Bases 196 to 1734 code for a protein of 512 amino acids.
UACGUGCGCGACGGGCGCCUCAACGGCCUGGAGCUGCGCGGCAGCGAUCUGCGCAAGUUCAAGCUGCACUCCAGCCGCCUGAGGCGGGAGCAGGCGCAGUUUAUCGGUCGGGUGCGGGCGGCGGACGAGCUGUUCCGACACCCGGUGGACGAGUACGACCUGGUGCGGGGCGUGCCGGAGCCGAUUCUGAGAAAGAUGGCGCAGGACCCGUCGGACCCGAGCCGCGGCCCGUGGCAGGUGACGUUCGAGCCGGACGUGUACGCCGCCUUCCUGCGCCACUGUCCCAGCGCCGCCCAGAGGCUCAACGUGUGGCUGGCACACGAGAUGCGCUGCUCCAACUUCAACCGCGACCUCAGCAACAGCACCUGCUCCGAGGAGAUCCGCUGGGCCAAGGACGACAUCGCCAAGCUGCUGGGCUACAAGUCUCACAUGCACAAGAGCAUGGAGGUGAAGAUGGCCGGCAAGGUCAGCGUUGUCCAGAGCAUGAUCGCCAGUCUGCUGGCGGCCGCCCGGCCGCUGCAGGAGCAGGAGAUGCGCGAGCUGAACGAGUUCGCCAGCUCCAGCGGCGAGCCGCAGCAGCUGGAGGCCUGCGACGUGCCGUACUGGCGGCGUCGGCAUAAGCUCAGCACGUGCAGUGUGGACGAGUCCGUCACGCGCGACUACUUCAGCUUCCCGAACGUGCUGCAGUUCUUGAUGGAGCUGUCUGCAGACCUGUUUGGUGUCGAGUUUCGUCUGGAGACAUCCAGCGACGUGGAGACGUGGCACCCAGACGUACUUCACUACUCGGUCUGGGAGCAGGGCCGACAGGUGGCGCAGCUCAUGAUCGACCCUUACCAGAGGCAGGGCAAGUCGUUCCCGGCCGGCUCCGGAUGGACGUUCACCGGUCGGCACCGCAGCGCCAUCUGCAACACACAACCCAUCUCGUACUUGAACUUCAACUUCACGCCGUCGGAUGACGCGACGCCCGGUGGGCUCACCUUUGACGAGGUCCAAACGCUCUUUGAGAAGUUCGGCCGCAGCAUGAUGACGCUGCUCUGCACUGUGGAGCACGCCGACGUCAGCGCCCCCAACAACAUGGAGUGGGACGCCGUCGACGUGGUGCCCUACGUUUUCCGAUACUGGCUGCGGGACCCGGCCAACGUGCAGCGGGUCUCGCGCCAUCACGGCGACGGCGGCCGGCUGCCGGAGCAGACGUGCCGCGAGCUGAUCGCCGCCGACGGCCACAUGAUCGGGCACGACCUCUGCCGCGAGCUGUACCAGGCGCAGCUCGACCUCAAGCUGCACCUCGGGAAGGAGGGCUUCUGGCUGCAUUUGCAACAAGAGCUGUACAGCCAAUUCCUGCCUUUCAAGCUACACCCCAAAGAUGCCCACACGAUGAGCUUCACACAGUCGCUGGCCCAGGAGUGGGGCGCCGGCGUGUACGCCAGCCUCUGGGCGCGCAUGAUCGCCGCCGACGCCGCGGCCGCCUUCCACGAGACCGGCGGCGAGCCCGAUCAGCUGCGCUCCGUCGGCAAGAGGUUCCGGGACACGUACCUGGCGUCGGGCGGCGCCGUGCACCCGUCGGAGGUGUUCCGGCGGUUCCGCGGCCGCGACCCCACCUGCGACGCCCUGAUCCGGCUGCUCGGCCUGCACCGGAUCGGCCGGCCGCAGCAGCAGCAGCCGCAGCAGCCGCGGAGGGCGCUGUGUCGUCUGGCCGUCAGGGCUGUCCGGCUGCCCUGCCGCGUGAAGCUGUGA